Messenger RNA from Effrenium voratum, 694 nucleotides. The record is from the annotation of a GenBank genome assembly. NCBI's taxonomy places the organism in Eukaryota, Dinophyceae, Suessiales, Symbiodiniaceae.
AGGGCUGUCACAGCUCUUGGUUCGAAGCCGCUAGUAGUAGUGUACUGUGUGGGGGCAAGCGUCAAAACAUGAGCCGAAGUGGACGAGGCCUCAGGGCCACUUUCCUCGUGGCAGUAGCUCUUCAUGUAUUUGCACCUGCAUUUGCAACGCUUUUUGGACAGCUGUCCAGAUGUAGAUACUCGAAGGUGGCCAUGUCUGUGAGGACGCCUGGCAAUCAACCCCAAGAUGAGCUAGACUAUCCCGAGUUCAAGCCGACUGGCAACUACAUGCUGGAGACACCAUUCUUCAACAUGGAAAAGUUUAGAAAGGAGGAGAGUUUAGGAUUGGCAGCCGUUUUCGGCGCUUUUAUCGUCCUGGCCAUCAUUGCUGGACAGAUUGCUUCGUCCUCAAGGCAGGACAUUGAUUUGAGUGGUGCUCAGCCAAAGGAAGAGGCGAGAGUGGCAAAGACAGAAUCUACCAAUCAAGGCGUCAACAGCCUUGGCAAGCCCAUACGAGUAAUUACAAAUUGAUCUGCUUUGAGAGCGGUCUAGCAGAUCAAAGCUGUACAUCCCUAGCUUUGCCAUUUGCACAAAGAUGCAGAAUAUGUAAGCAGCAAAUUCCAAGUCUUUGCUGCCCAGCUACAUCUCUGUGAAGAUACAUAGCUGCAUCACAUGGACAGAAAUGCGCAUGAGUGCGAAACAGCGUUUGAGCAACG